AUGCAAAAGGUCAACGCAGAGGCCGUCCUGCGCCAGCGCGGCCGCGCAAUCUCUAGCGGUGCUGCACUUGUCCGCUCUAUUCUCCAGAGGACACCUUUUCCCAAUGGCUUCACCACGAAGGAGUUGUUCGACGUCGCGGUGCAGGAGCCACCACCCAAGGACUUUCCACCUUACCCAUUGACUUUGCCGGGUAUUAAAAACGUUCAAAAGCCCUCUAAGAAGGCCAAGAGCGCAUUCAAACCAAUAGGGCCUCUUUACCCGACAUUCCGUGCUGACCACCCCGUUCGGUCAAUAAGGUUCUUGAAGACAGAAAUCCUGCCCGUGCUUGCAGGUCGUCAAGAAAUCCGUAUGAUGAACCAGCCAAGGACAGACUUGGCUCCCGUGGCAGAAACCCCGACGAAAGGCAAGAAGAAGAAAAAGACCUCACAUAUGGAGUUUGUCUGGAAAGUUGUUGCUCCUGAGAAUCGCUGGGUCCCCAAGCCGCCACCACCGAAGAAGGAGGUUGUAGGAACUGAAGUGGGCGUCGGGGCGGACUUUUCUCAUCUCAACAAACGGCGACAGCGGGCUCGCGUCGAGAAGGUUUCUGCAGCUGUGACGAGGAUGAAGGAAUACCGCCAGCAGCAAGGAGAGGAGCUUGUUUGGUGA
This is a messenger RNA of Cyclocybe aegerita, 645 nucleotides long. Lineage: Eukaryota; Fungi; Basidiomycota; Agaricomycetes; Agaricales; Hemipholiotaceae. The record is from the annotation of a GenBank genome assembly.